Messenger RNA from Ectocarpus sp. CCAP 1310/34, 1860 nucleotides. NCBI's taxonomy places the organism in Eukaryota, Phaeophyceae, Ectocarpales, Ectocarpaceae. The record is from the annotation of a GenBank genome assembly.
CAAAGCACCAGGGAUCAUGAAGCGGACGGCACCAUGGAGAGCGACUGCGGUGGCAGCGGUCGUCUUGGGCUCGCACACGGCCUGCGGGUGGAUACUUUCGACGCCUGCGAACUCGUUUGGAGCUUCUUCUUCGGUUCGGACGAUCGGCAGCAGCUUGGGUUCGUCUAGCGGCACGUGGACGUCUCGGGCCGCGCGUCGCUCUGUCUCGCGAGGGCGCUCCGAGAGUAGUGCUGCUCCGAACGGCCUCCGCAUGCAGGUGUGGUCCAAUCCACAAGCGGUCCAGGACUACAAAGACCUCCUGGACGGCAACGCUCCGGAGGACACUAUCGACCAGCCCUCCGUGAUCAUUGGCCGGGGAAAGCUGGGCACGGCGCUGGCUAGCAUGGGCAUGGGCGAAGACGUGGUUCUCGGCAGGGGGGAGGCCAUACCGGACUCGCUGCAGUGCUCAUCGGGGAGAGGCGAGGACGGCGAAACCUCAAUGCUGCAGAACUUCCCGAUCUACGUGUGCGUGCCGGAGGAAGAAGUUGCGGCGGUUAUCGACUCGUGCCCCGAUGACAAGAAAGAGGACCUAGUCUUCAUGUCUUCUGGCUGCCUGGAGCCCCUACUCAAGUCGAGAGGGAUGUGCCGAGGGGAGCAGACCCAGGCAACACUCUACUUCUCGGUAGACAAGCUAGGGGGCAGGGCGGUGGACGCGAUGACAGUCAUCGGCACCGACGGACGUGGGGAGCCCAAGCUAGCCGGCGAGACCGCGGUGUGCGGAAAGUGGAAGGGGGCUUUCGCGAUGCGGCUGCAGCGAUCGCCGUUCGGACUGCACUGCUCCACUGAGUACUACCUGGAAUGGAGACGGGUCAUGUUCGAGAAACUCAUCUUCGACUGCGCUGUGAACUUGGUUGGGGCGCUCCACAAGUUUCCGACCGUGGGCUACGUGGUUCAGUAUCACGCAGAAGAGUUGGUGGACAUGCUGUUCGAGCUCAAGAACACGCUUCGCAGCACCCUGGCAGUGUCGCUGAUGAACGGGUACCCUGAGCGGCUGAUCGCGUACGGUGACCAAGUGGGAGACAGGCAGACUACCCGCAUGGACGCGAGAACCUUCAAGUGGUACAACGAAUUCUUCUACGACAUUUCCAACACGGCGCUCAAGGCUAAGUUCGACGACCCCUGCCCCAUGCACACGGAGUACCUCAACUACGGCAAGGACAAGGGUAUUUUCACGUUCUAGACCCGCAAGGCUGCCGAAGAUUCCCUUGCUGGCGUUGGUUAUGGUAACGAGUUUGGGAGGAAGAGUCCGAAAUUGAGGGUUGUGCCGUGCCUGGACAUUCUGAAGCUUAUAUCUGGGUUGAUGUCGAUCCUUGACUCUGUCUAACGUCCAGGACAGGUACAUAGGUUUUGCUGUGUUGCUAAUGCAAGAAAUAUGAGUGAGGAUAUGCUAGACUACGCGCUUUCUCGAAGCGUAUGUUUCAUUACCACGUUCGCAGAAAUUUAUCUUUGCAGUGGGUCUCGGGGGUCUUCGUUUGAAUCAAGCGUUGGCGAGAGUUGUUCUUUGCGGUGGAGCUUCGAGUGUAUUUGCAGUGCGAGAGUUGGCACCACGGUGUUUACUUUUUUGAAAGUCUCUCAUUGUACUCAUGUGACACUCCCAUGCUGGCUUUGCAAUCCGUUUACAGAUUGUCGAAUGCGUAUGACCCUUUUCUCUUCUUGCUUUUUGCAUAAACCCACGUUGUACCUCUCGUAUCUAUGCGACACUGAAUGAAGUACGGUGGUAUGCACGGUGAUAUUUGAGGGAAGAGGAGGGAGACGAUAUAUUCAAUAAAUCGGUUGACGUGAAUGAGGCAAAAUAUAUACAAUAAGACGUUGUCUUCGCCG